Molecule: messenger RNA, 4696 nt
Organism: Drosophila subpulchrella
Lineage: Eukaryota; Metazoa; Arthropoda; Insecta; Diptera; Drosophilidae
Gene: Ehbp1
Product: EH domain-binding protein 1
Exons: 14
Coding region: 298-3852 (1184 amino acids)
Molecular function (GO): protein binding
Source: RefSeq, a predicted model, not a curated record
AUCGGUGUGAAUUAUAUUAUUACUCGCACUAAUGUGAUAAAAACUAAACGAACGCGAGUGGUCGUAAUAAUCGCGCAAAUGUACGGUGAUAUAUAGGGUCUCCAAGCUGGGAUCCCUUUGGGCGAAAUCGGAGACCAAAACAAAAAUGCCAUUGCCUGCAGAAGUUAAGUGGUAAACAUGACACAAUAAAUUAGUGACAAACCAAGCAACGACGAUCGAAACGGGUCUAAUUUUUAUACAAACCUCAACACCCCGAAAAAUCCCAAUUAAGGAACCCCACGAUCCACACCCGCUAAAAUGGCCAGCGUCUGGAAGCGAUUGCAGCGCAAUUUCAAGCGCGCCGCCAAAUUCCAGUUCACUGCAUCGUACCACGAUCUGCAUCUGGAAACGACCGCCAAGUGGCGACCGUCGAACCUCUCUAUCGUUUGGACCAGGAGAUCUAGGCGAGUGGCCAGUGCUCCGCUGCCAUGGGAGCCGGACAUGAUGAAUCCCCUGGUGGGCAAUAUAUCCUGGCCAGUGCCCGACAAUCACACCAUAUCGGUCACCCUGUUCAAGGAUCCCAGGACGCACGAACUGGAGGACAAGGACUGGACGUUUGUCAUCGAAGAUGUCACCCCGAUGGGCAAGAAACGCGUCCUGGCCAAUGCCAGCAUCAAUAUGAGGAAGUAUGCCAGCGUAGAAUCCACUCAGCAGAGCUUUACAUUGACCCUAAAGCCAGUCUCGAAGAAGAUUACGGCAGCCAGUCUGGAACUCACGAUUAGCUGUGUGUUCUUGAGGGAAGGAAAGGCCACAGACGAGGACAUGCAGAGCGUUGUCUCCAUGAUGUCCGUGAACAACAAUGAUGUGGCGCCGUUGGAUGACUUGGAGGACAUUCCCGAUUUUGACAACUGUAGUGAAAUCACUGACUUUACCCAGCAACUAAAGCAUUUGACAAUUAGCCUGAAUGGCUGCAUUGAUUUGGACACCCCUCAAAGUGUACCUUCGUUAUCUGAAGAUCCCACACCGUUGGCCGAGUCCAUUAAUCAAUUGCAUUUUGAACUAGAAGGCGACGGCAAAGGCGAUGCUGCGAGCAAGUUAGACUUGAGCACAGCAACCGGAGCAACCGGUGGUCUUAGUAGUGCCGACGAGUCCCUCAAAACUCCCAAUGGACUGCAGCCCCUGGUGGACAGUACGCCCAUUAAGUCACCCGGCGAGGUGAGGCAGCCGCCCAAGCAAACACCUGCGGAGCCAGCGAGGUCAAAGACCAUGGAGACCUUCGACAAAAUGGUGACAUCAACGCCGCUGGAACCCAAAGCAAGCAAAGAUGAUGCCAAGCCAAAGAAGAAAAGGGCCUUGUUCUUCACCGAGAAGGAGGAUGAGCAGGAUUUGAGGGUGACGAGUCUCAAGGAGGAGAGUGGCAAUGACAGCACCAAAAAGGAAACGACCAAAGAGGAGAACAAGUCCACUAAGGAGGCCUCAUCUGUGGUGGUGGUGGUGGUGCCACAGAGUGUCAAGCGACCCGAGUUGCAGCCCCUGAACCUAAAGAAGAGCUACGAACCCUCGCCGACUCCUGCGCCCGCACCCGCUCCCGCACCCGCAUCUGUGAUAAACGAAUCCACAGGAUCGCAGUCGGGUUUGAGUACCUCUGGCCCGCUGAACAACAGCCUAAAGCCCGUGGAGAAGAUCGUGCUGAAGACGAACACACCCGGGCAGGAUCUGCUGGAGUGGUGCAAAGAGGUUACCAAAGACUACCACAAUGUUAAGGUCACCAACCUGACGACCAGCUGGCGGAACGGCAUGGCCUUCUGCGCCAUCAUCCAUCACUUUGCGCCUGAGCUCAUUGACAUGUCCCAGCUGAGCGCCCAUGAUGUGGUGGGCAACUGUCGGAUUGCCUUCGAUGCGGCGGAAUCCUUGGGAAUACCCCGCGUAAUCGAGCCGCGGGAAAUGAACAUGCUGACAGUGCCGGACAAGUUGGGCGUGAUGACCUAUUUGCAUCAGUUGAGGGCGCAUUUCACUGGAAAGCAGCUGAAAAUCGAGCAAAUUGGAUCCACGGCAGAUGAGUCGAGCUACGUGAUUGGCGACUAUAUGUCGGACAAUUUGUCGCAGAGUCGCAUCGUCUUUUCGCACCCGAAGACUUUGCUGCUGCAUCAGAACUCCAUCGAUGAGGAGAUCAUGGGACAUAAUAAGUCAGAGCAACUCUCGCCCACUAGGAAAAAGGAUGUGAAGAAUCAGAUUCUGAACAACUCGAAGAACAUACUGGACAAGGUGAUGUCGCCCACCAAGGACAAGAACUCGAUCAACGCAUCGCAGCAUGCCAAUCAGUCGCCGCCUCCGCCGCAGGAGGACUCCCUGGACGAAGGUCCUCCCGUGGGUGGCAAGGAGAACAUCUCCAAAUCCGUCAUUGAUCCCCAGGCGGCCAAUCGAAUCUUAACGCGCCACAAGCUGAUGAGCGAAAAAGCCAAGCUGAUGAUGGAAAAGCUAAAGCUUUGCAAUUCCAGCGAGGCGAUCGACGAGGAGCGACAGGCUCGUCUGCGGGAACAGGCUCGUCGCCUCAUCCUGGAGACGCGUGUGCGGAGCGGCGGCUCCGUGGAGAGCCCCACCAGCCCCACGAGGCCCAAGCUGGAGCGGACCAUCUCGCCCAUCCACAACGGAGCCGAGGAGUUCUACCUGGAGCAGUCAAAGAAGCUGGAUGCGCAAGAACCGAGCAGUCCUAGUCAUAGGUUAAGUGGUCUAAAGGGCCUGGGAGUGAAUGGCAGUCCGCUGCAGUCCUUCAACGCAAUUGUGGAUCGCGUUUCACCGAAGCACGAGAAGAGGGGUGACAAGCUGUCCUACAUCGAGUCGGAGCUGGAGGCCCUGGAGCGGGAGCAGGAGGCCAUUGACCAGAAGGCCAGCAGUCUGGAGGCCAAGCUGCGCGCCGUGAUGGGCGGCAAUCCAAGUAAUAAUCGCCGGGGUAGCGCCCGAAACGGCAACCCCAUCCUUAGGCUAAUCCGAAAUAGUAUUGGUGGUGGUGAUGUGAUACGCAUCAAGCUGCUCGACUCGGAUGACGAGAGUCUGUUUGGUGGAGGAGGUGCCGGCAGUGGUGGCGGUGGUGGUAGCGAGGACGACGACCGGGACACGUCCAGCGACAGUGUCAGCAACUCCGGCUACGAGUUGCAUACGCGCCAGCGCCCCCGGCCGCGCUCCCAUUCGUGCUUUGUGCCCAAUGUGCCCAAGAGUGUGCAUCCAUCGACCAUGACCUCGCCCGCCCAUCUGCGUCCGCAUCAUGUGCAUCAUGUUGUGCCCUACACCCACAUGCUAGACAGCUCCCCGUCGGCGCUCUCCUCGCAGCAGUCCUCCUGCGACAAUCUGCCCGCGUGCAGCGAGGAUGACGAGAUCCUGGCGCUGGCGGCCAACGGCCGGGCGGCUUCCUUGCGGCGGCAGCAGGAUCGCCACAGGCGACGCCGUCAGCGGCGGGAGCGGCGGGAGCGGCGCUCCCAUUUGUGUCACAUCCCCAGUCAUUGUGAGACCGAGGAAACGGAGGAGCAACUGCUAUCGCAAUGGUUUACGCUGGUCAACAAAAAGAACGCACUUCUCCGGCGACAAAUGCAGCUGAACAUACUCGAACAAGAAAAAGAUUUGGAGCGAAAGCAUACAAUGCUGAACCAGGAGCUGCGGGCGGCGCAAUCUGUGGAGGAUUGGCGCAAGACGGAAGUGCAGCGGGAGAAGGAGCGGCUGCUGCUCGAGGAGCUGAUGACGAUUGUCGACAAGCGUGACCAGUUGGUGCAGCAUCUGCACAACCAGGAGAAAGCGAUCGAAGACGACCAGGAGAUCGCGAAGGUACUGCAGCACGUGGAUAUCAGCGACAAAGACAAAGACAAAUGUGUUCUUCAAUAGAAAUCGAAAUUAACCAAACCUGACUGGAGAUUAUACUUACACACUCAAUCGUAUCUAUGUAACUAGUUAGUUUGGAGACACGCGAUAAGGUCGCGUGGUUUUUGUGGUUCGGUGUCGCUUCUUAUGCAAUCGUUAUAUCCAACGACAACAAAUACUUGGACCACUUGGUAUGGUUAUUGGAAAAAAAGGUAUACUGUGAAACAAAUUGCUUAUCUAUUCGAGCAAAGAAAUUCAAAGAUAAAGAACAAAACGUCCGUUAGUAAAUUAAGAUAUAAAGAUCGAGAACAGACACUUCAAAAGGGACACUUUUACACUCAUUUGGUUCAAUAAUGCUAAUCAAUAUGAUAAUCAGAUAUUCGAGUUUUACUGUGUUAACUUCGUUUAAUGUUUUGUUGUUGUGCCAUCUGAACCACAGCUAAAGUGAAUCCUGAACGCAAAUUAAUGUGAGUUAGGGAAUAAAGGUGGCAAUUUUACGUUAGUUUGUACCUUAGCAUUUAUCCCACAUAAAAAACGCUUCAUCCAAAAAUACAUGUACACUUAUAUAUUUAUUAAAUACCUUUAUGCGAAGACCUAUUUAACCAUACUUAAUUGAGAAUACUACUUAUUCUUAGAAACAAAAAUGUACCCUUAUAUAUUUGUGAAUUACCUUUUUGCAAAGUCGUAUUUCAGCAUACUUAAGUUCAACAAAGCGCUUUAAUAGUAAUUUAAAGGUGGCUUAUGUAUAUACUUAUAUUUAUAUUUAUAAUUAUUUUAUUUUACGUUGCCCAGGCGAGGGACAAGAACUGUUCAACCCACGAACAUAGCUAAUAAAGAAUACAAAUUGCUGAUAAAACCCAAAAACAAA